Molecule: messenger RNA, 8294 nt
Organism: Globicephala melas (long-finned pilot whale)
Lineage: Eukaryota; Metazoa; Chordata; Mammalia; Artiodactyla; Delphinidae
Source: RefSeq, a predicted model, not a curated record
AGGUGUGGCCGGGAAGGUGCGCUGAGGCUGGAGUUGGAGGCGCGGCGCCUGGGAGACUGGUACUUUACCUGUUUAUGAGCCCCGUGUUCAGAACUGUGAUGGAACUCCCUCCUCUUGCAAGGUUGCUUCCCUCCACCUCUUGAGCUCCUUCCCAGUCCCACACAACCUAUUGGACCUCUACACCAUCAAAGUUACCGAUUAUUCCUUAGACUGGGCUUAAAAGAUUUAAACAAUCUCUGACAACUCAUUCAAUUCCUAUUAGGUGGCAGACGUUUCGCCUCCACGAAGUUCUCAACAGAUGGAGAAAGUCAGUAGAUAGCAAAAGAAGGGGAGUGAUUGGAGUGGUCAGAGCAAAUGGCAAUCUUUAAAACAGAUAUUGAAAGAAAUAAGAAAAAAAUGUUUAAAACUAAUUUGUUUUCAUAGUGAAAUUGAUGAGGACAUUGCAACAGUUUUUCUUUUAAUGGAAAAAUAAUCUGAAGAAAACUUUCUUAGGAAAAACGCCAUUGCCAAAUUAAUACAGCAGUAUCAGUGAGCUGCAGAUGAGAUAUGCCAAAAGUUAAACCAGCUCAAAAAAUUUUAUGAGAACUCAGAGGGAAAAUAUAAUAGAAACUAUUGAGAGGUAAAGGUACGAGAUAUGGAGAAUGGAUCCAGAAAACUAAUAAUCAAAUAUGAGUCCAGAAGGUGAUAACAGAACUGACUGAGGAGGAGCAAUAAUCAAAUAUAUAAUAGAAGAAAAUUUACUCAGUUGAUGGAAAAUUUGGAUUUAAGACUUAAAUUCAACCCUCAGAUUUAGAAGGUUCAUGAAAUACCAGGUAGAAAUAAGUGAAAAGACAACUAUAUUUAGACCUGUAUCGCAAUGAAAGCUGAGUUUAAAGAAUUAAAAUAUGUGCUGAUAUAUUCAAGAUACAUUGUUAAUUUUUUAAGCCAAUUGCAGAACAAGAUAUAGAGUAUGGUUCUGUCUGAGUGCAGCAAAACCAUUUAUUGCAUAUGUAAAUUUCUAUAUAAAUACAUCAAAAAAGAUGUGGAAGAAUACAUACAGAACUUUUUAAAAUGGUUAUCUUGGGAAUUCCCUGGCAGUCCAGUGGUUAGGACUGCAAGCUCUCACUGCCAAGGGCCCGGGUUCGAUCCCUGGUUGGGGAACUAAGAUCCCACAAGCUGCACAGCGCGCACAAAUAAAUAAAUAAAUAAGUAAAAAGAAUGAAAAUUAAUAAGCUACGUAUUCAAUAAGGGUAGAAAAAGAAAAUAAAAAUAGAAGGAAGAAAUAAAGAUAAAAUCAGAAAUAAUAAAGGAAAAAGAACAGCACUUGAUAAAUUGAAGCACUCAUUCUUCAGAAAUAGACAUUAAAAUAGACACAUUUCUGGCAAAAAAUUUUGAAAAUUCAAGAUAUCCUACCAAAUGCUUCAUAGGUAAUGCAAACUUAGCUCAUCAAAUCUCUGAUUUUCCCCUAAAAUAUUUGUUUCUUUGCCAGCCUUAUAUCUCAGUAAAUUAUACCACCAUCGAAGUCAAAACCCAAGAGUUAUCCUUGACACCUCCGUCUCUCUCAGUCCCCACAUUCAAUCCAAUAUCAGGAUAUGUCUCUUCUAUAUCUGUAGUGGUGACAUAUGGAGUUCAUCACCUCAACAUUUUCACCUUCCUUUUCUCUUGAAAACUGUCCCUUACUCUCACUCAGAAGUACUUUCUCUUUUCCUUUUUCUGUCUAUUUCCUUUUUUCCUUUCUUUCCUCUUUUACUCCCUUCAUUUGCUCCUAUUUUUCCCUCAGGUGCAGAGAUUUGAGGCAGUCCUGCUGUUCAGUUCACAUUAUCAUCAACAAGGCCUUUCUCAUUUUAUCUUUUUUUCCUUCAUUCCAAUUCCCAGUCAUGUUCCUUCCCUCUUCCUUCAGUAGCCACUCUAAUGUGUUUGAUAUAUGUCCUUGGAUAUACAUGUAUCUUUGAAUAAUAUAUAGUAUUGUUUUAUAUAUGUAUGUGUUUUAAAUGUACAUAUUUGAUAUUGUGUUAUAGAAAUCAUUGUUUCAUGUUUCUGUAAAUACUUCUAUUGCAUAGCAUUGUCUUAAAUGACCUCACACCCUUGGCCACUGGUCCUGGGCCUAGAUGGGCCAAUCAGAGUCCCUACCCAGAAUUUUUUUUAACUGAAACUAAGAAAAAAAGAAAAUCCCUCUCCAGUUUGGAAGCCGUAAAAUGUAAAACACAGGAGCUGUCAGCAGCCAUGUGUCCUGCCAUGCGGAACCAGCUGGUCUGCAGUGAAAAGAAUGAAGCCGACAUGCAGAAAGCAGCAGAGAACCAUGUGUGAUCAGUACUGCAUCUCCUUUGCUGAUGUUGAGAAAGCACAUAUCAACAUUCGAGAUUUUAUCCACCUCACACCAGUGCUAACAAGCUCCAUUUUGAAUCAAGUAACAGGGCGCAAUCUUUUCUUCAAAUGUGAACUCUUCCAGAAAACUGGAUCUUUUAAGAUUCGUGGUGCCCUUAAUGCAAUCAGAGGCUUGGUUUCUGCCACUUCAGAAGAGAAGCCCAAAGCUGUCGUUACUCACAGCAGUGGAAACCAUGGCCAGGCUCUCUCCUAUGCUGCCAAAUUGCAAGGGAUUCCUGCUUAUAUUGUAGUGCCCGAAACAGCUCCCAACUGUAAAAAAUUGGCGAUACAAGGCUAUGGAGCCUCUAUAGUAUACAGUGAACAAAGCGACGAGUCCAGAGAAAAUGUUACAAAAAGAAUUGUGGAAGAAACAGAAGGCAUCAUGGUACAUCCCAACCAGGAGCCUGCAGUGAUAGCUGGGCAAGGGACAAUUGCCAUGGAAGUCCUAAACCAGGUUCCCUUGGUAGAUGCACUGGUGGUACCUGUAGGAGGAGGAGGAAUGGUUGCUGGAAUAGCAAUUACAGUUAAGGCUCUGAGACCUAGUGUCAAGGUAUAUGCUGCUGAACCCUUGAAUGCAAAUGACUGCUACCAGUCCAAACUGAAAGGGGAACUGACCCCCAAUCCCUAUCCUCCAGAAACCAUAGCAGAUGGUGUCAGAUCCAGCAUUGGCUUAAACACCUGGCCUAUUAUAAGGGACCUCGUGGAUGACGUCUUCACUGUCACAGAGGAUGAAAUUAAGUAUGCAACCCAGCUGGUGUGGGAGAGGAUGAAAUUGCUUAUUGAACCUACAGCUGGUGUUGGAGUGGCCGCUGUGCUGUCUCAGCAUUUUCAAACAGUUUCCGCAGAAGUAAAGAACAUUUGUAUUGUGCUCAGUGGUGGAAAUGUAGACUUAACUUCCCUAACUUGGGUGAAGCAGGCUGAAUAAGCCAGCUCUUUAGAAAUCUGUUUCUGUUUAAUAUGUGCAAAAGGAAGAAAAGGGAUUCAGUGUCUAAACACUUGGAAAUUUUGUCUCCUGGUCAUUGUCAACUUCCUAUCUUCCCCUCUUAAAGAGCUUUCAAAAUCCUAAUGGAGAAUGUAUACUUCAGUAAGUUUUAAUAGUUUUUUGGACUAAGUUGCAGUAGAAAAACACCCAUACUUAACUGAGAUACCUUGUCAAGGCCAAGAAAAGUCUUCUGCUAAAAGGAGCAGCAGACCUUAAGUAGGCUUAAGUAGAAAACAUAAACUGCCCAAUCACAACCUACAGGCUCCCAACCCUAGAGUGCUAACUAGUAGCAAUGAGACAGACUCCCACUGAAUCCAUUAUUCCAUGUCCAUUUCAGGCACUGUUGAAGAAAUCUCACUUUUCACCCAAGGUACUGGUUCUGGUACAUAUGGAUCAUAAGUCCAUUUGGGGAAAACUCUUUUAUAGAGGUUCAUCAGUACUGUGUCCUGAGAUUUUAGCUUCCCAUCAAAACUGCACUUCAUGUGGCCGUGAGUACCUACAAAGAAAACAGCACGAGUUGGUCAAAUUCAAGAGGAAAUUUUAAAGCAGUGGUCUAACCCAACAGUCAUUUAGUAGCACUGGGGAAAUCUAGACAAGAUCCCAAAUCCCACAUUCUCUCACCUAAAGGCUCCUUGAUGUGUCCCCUACGGCCCCACUUUGUUCUCAGUUCCACCGGUUUAAACCACAGCACAUCCUCUUAGAAUCAAACACACAGAAGACCAAGAUGAAACAUUUAUCCAUAAUAUAUAAAUCCAACCUUCAUCCCACAAAGGCAAUUGGAUCCCAUCUGUCGCACCUACCUCUGUUGAAGAACAUGUAACGCACCACUGCCAUCUUAGUAAAAAUUUUGAAAGGAUGACCACUCAGAACAACUCUCUUGAUGACCACUCUGUCUGGAUCCACUGACAAUAGAUAGCCUGUGGCAAUGAGGCUGUGCAUUCCUAAGGGGCAAAAGCAGGGCAGCAGAAGUCCAUAGGUCAAAGCCUUCAUUUAUUGUCCAGUCCAUUUAAAGACCUAUGCGAGAUCUUAGGGAAACAAAAUAGGGGUGUACUAUGCUGCCCCUCCUGGGUUCAUGGCAAAGAUCACUAAGUGAUAUUCCUGCUGAGCCUAUCCUCAGAACCUACCCUAAAACAGCACUCUGAGCAGCCUCUACCAAUUAGCUAUGGUUUGCAAGCAAGAUAAAACCCCAUUUGUCAUCCUUGCCUCAGACCCAAUAUGAGGCUGAGAUUGGGAUAUUUUGAAAAUCAUCAUUACCUUUUUUGUGCCAUUUGGCCCCCAAAUUUAAAUACAGAAAGCAGUUAAUCUUACUAAGAACCCACAGGCCUAUUCACCUCUGGGAACUCAACUUACCAUUGCUGUUCUGUUUGAAAAGCAGCACAGAUGCAGGAGGAAAAGUGAUAGGGGCAUAUACUGUCACCACCAGAGCCGAGGCAGCAGUCAGGAAUCUCUGAAAUUUAUGUUUAUCCGCUGCCAUAAAGGUUAAAAAAAUAAAAACCAAAAAAUAUUUUGAGAAACAAUAGGUAAUCCAGAGGCCUGUGAAAAGCGGUAUCACUGCAACUCUUAAACCUAAGGCAACUAGUGUUUCUUUAUCCCACUAAUUCUCCAAACAUUUUCUGGCCUCAAUACAACUGAAAGAUACAACCCAAUCCUAUCAGUGAUUUUUCAACUGGGGGCAGAAUCUUGGAGCUUAAACUAUAUUUUGGAGUUGGAAAAAGUUCUCCAGGUGAUUCUGAUACACAUCACCCCUACCUCAUUUGAGAACCAGUGCUUUACAGAAAAACACUUCACUAAUUCAACAGCUCUUAGUCUUGAGCAAGGAUUGGCAAACAUUUUCUGUAAAUGGGCAGAUAGUAAAGAUUUUAGGCUUUGUGGCCAUAUAGUCUCUGUUCCAACUACUCAGCUCUCCCUGUAGCACAAAAACAGCCACAGACAUUUUUAAAAAAUUAAACAAGAAAGCACAACUGUGUUCCAACAAAACUUUACUUAACAAAACAAGCAGUGGGACAGAUUUGGCCAAGGGCCAAACUUUACUAAUCUCUUCUUGGGGACUAUCUAGAUCUUGUCUUUACCUUCAACAGAAACCCUUUUUAAUACAGUAUUAACCCUUUUUAAUACUGAAUGUUAUAGGGAAACAAAAUAUUUUAAGGGAAAGAGAAAUCACUCCUUCAUUUAGACAGCAUGGCUGGUGAGAAAAGAAUUAUCCAGAGCAUCCAUUAAUGCUGCCUUUAUCCCCUUCCUCCGGUCACUGCUGAGAGCUGAGAGUGUAGGUAAUGUUCAGAAGCCCCCAAGUUAAUGCAAACAUCUUCCCACUCCUAAUACGUAAGAGCACAAUCAUUUUUUGUCAUAAAAGUAUUCCUGGUCACCACUCUCUAAAUUCUCAUGCAGUCUCAACAUCUCAGAAGCCACACACUCUGCUUUAUCCAACUGAGGGCACCCCUAGCCUUCACCCACACGGCCACUGGCACAACGGAUGCCAAGGGUUCCAUGACACAUCAUCUCUAGGAAGCAGCCAACUCCUAUCCAAAACCUCCUCUGCAGCAAAUACUCAUGGCAGAGAAGCCUCAGCACCACACAGAGGUUGCAUCACUGGGAUGCUUCAGACAGGUUCAGACACUUUGAAUGGAAACAUCAUUGGCUCCUAAACCAGAGUACUGAAAAUACCUCUAAGCCAGAGACUGAGAGUUUGAAAUGGUGUAUUCUGCAUCUCUCCCCAAAUCUCAGUCCCCUAAAAGACAGCAAGAUGGACAAGAACCCAGAAGCUUCCCUACUGCUUACCUGCAGUGUGCUGAGAGAAUAAAGGGGAGGCUCGGAAGCGCCUGAAUCCACAGUGGAAGAUCAGCUCCUCUUUAGCUUUCACAGGUUCAGUGCUGCCAGCGUGCCGGCUCACCACCAUAUUAAGUACUGACAUCUGGGGACCAAAUAGGAAAACAGAACUUCAUAUCAGGAAUAGAACAGCCUAACCCGCAAGAAGGCAAACCAAACCAGCAGAUUAGAUUCACUCUAAGAACUGACAGUACUAAUUUAUGGUGGAGUGUAGAUGAAGAGACACAAAUUCACCUUUUACCUUCACCAACAACUGGCAUUCAAAUCGAAAAUAUGCUGGUUUUCAGAGCUUUCAUGUCCCUGCUACACUAGGUGACCUUCCCAUGUCUAACAUGCAAGAGCUCAACAUCUGCCACAAAAUCAGUGCCUACAAGUCACUCACUCACCACACACCUCUAAACCACACUCAUUCAAGACCCUUCUUGCCUCAGCCCUUACUCACAGUGACCAAAAGGCCAGAGCUCUCACAUAUACCCCAACCUACAUGACUGCUGGCCAUCAAGAGAAAAAAGAUCUAUACCUUGGCAGUAACCCUGUUUAUUUUCAUGGAUGCCAGCCCUUUGUUAAAGUGUGACCUGACAAACGUACUUCUCUCAGAGAAGUCUCAGAACCACACAGAGAUCACAUCACUGAGAUGUAUCAGACAGGUUCAGACAUGUUGGGUAAAACCAUCAUCGACUUCUCUGUCCUCCUCUCUGACUUCUAAUCAUAAAGGCAGACUUCUGCAUCCCAAUGAGCAAAAUGUCAGUCACAUAAAACUUCAGCUGCCAGACAAAACUGGUUGGAAAGUGUCGUAACUCCCAUUUCCCACAAGACGCUAACUCACCUUCUGUUCAUGAGGUAGUAAAGAAAAUGCAAUCAAGGGUGCACCUCGCUUGAAGUGCUCAACCACUGAGACAGGGACUUCAGAGACAUGAAGUGUGACAUACCAGCCAACCUGCCAGAAGAAAGCAGAAAACAAUCACGCAAUUACCCUUAAGGUCUCAAUAAUGAUGAAGCAUUUCACCAAAUAUGUUAAAAAGUCUCUCAGACUACCACAAAGCCAAUCCUCAGCCUUCAAGACGGCCCUUCACAGAUGCCUCAACUACCUAGAUUAAGCUUUUUCAGCUAAUAUCUCUGAUACCUCUUUGUUCCCAAUAUCACUCUUACCAAUGACUCAGUAGCUCCUCUAAUUCAGCUGUAGGCAGCACAAAACUAAUUAAGGUACUCAUGCCAACAGAAGGAGUAGAGGGGGCACCUUGGCAAACAAAAACAAAUUAUAGGGAUGCACAAAGGAAGGCAGAUACCUCAGCUCCUUCAACCUCUUUUUCUUCAAUCUCUUUAAAGAUGCGUCUCCUAGUAUUAAUAAAGUUCUGAAACUGAAAGAUCCGAGCAUAAUCUUGAGGGAGGUUUUCCUUAGGAUCCCAUGGAGAUGUCCGGAAGCUCUUGAGGCCUCUGUAUUUCUGAAAUCUAGAAUACAGAGGAUAUUUUAAAUAAAUCAAUAGUGAAACUUAUAUGGUGCUACUUAACCGUUUCACUCAACUCACUUCUAAAAUGGCUAAGGCUUAAAAAGAAGAAAAAAAAAGAAAAAAACAAGAAAAAUUUUUUUUUUAAUUUUUGAAAAAUAAAUAGGUAAAUAAAUAAAAUGCCUAAGGCUUUAGCUUAAAAGAAUUCACUAUUUCUCAAAAUAACCUAACAGCUUAAAUCAGAACCACACUCCAAAACAGCCUGAAACAAGUAUUUCAGCACCAAACCCCAGCUUCUUAAAAGUAUUUACAGCGGCUCCCUGGUGCGUAUCAGGGAGUGGCUCUUUAACCUGACUAGCAAGGUCCUCGAUAAAAGCCUUCUCUCUCUAAUAUCCAGCAUAAACUCUCUGGACUCACCUUUAGAGCAAACAGGAUCAUCUACAUCUUCAUUCUUUUAUUCUCACUGUUCUACCCAAACUUCCCCAAAUCUCCACAUGUUAUAUACUUUGAGUCUUAGCUCCAAAGGAAGCAUUAAUCACAGCAUUUCAUUCAGUAAUAUACUGUAACAUUAUUAGUCUGUACUACACAGUCUAGAAUAUGAACAUUGUUUCCCGUAUGUCUGUCUUACCUUCCCAUAUAGUAUUAGCCCUUCAGGAGCAAGAACAAUGUAUUUUUCUUCUUUCACAUCACACUGACAUAGU